This is a messenger RNA of Mytilus trossulus (common blue mussel), 699 nucleotides long. RefSeq lists its product as uncharacterized. Bases 1 to 699 code for a protein of 232 amino acids. Lineage: Eukaryota; Metazoa; Mollusca; Bivalvia; Mytilida; Mytilidae. The record is from RefSeq and is a predicted model, not a curated record. The transcript is spliced from 7 exons. Gene Ontology annotation, molecular function: calcium ion binding.
AUGAAGAGAAAUAAAUAUAGAUACAAGGUUUACCUGGCAUAUCUUAUGCUGUUUGUCUCCUCUGUUUGGAUGGUGGAUUCGUGUUUCUUUUAUCCGAUUAAUGGAAUAAUAACCAAUUGGUUCAGAACUUUCCGAGGACAUGGAAUUCUGGAAUCUUUGUAUGCCAAGCGGUGUCUGUUCGUCAAACACGGAAGCUUGAGAUGGAAGGAUUUUGUCUUGAUUCGACAUCCUGCUGCUGGUCAAAUAUGGGUAAAAAAGGACCGCGGUCACUGUGGAAUCUUUGAUUGUUGUGGAAUUCAUCAGCCCGUUUACAACUAUUGCAUGGUGAAUCAGUGUCAAAAUGGAGGCAAAUGUAUAAACAAUAAUGAUGGAUACACAUGCAUGUGUCAUAAUGGUUAUACUGGCAAUAAAUGUAAACAUGGACCAAUGACCAAAGCUGCAAUCGCUACAACAUCAAAGCCAACAAGUGCAUGUGUUGAUUCAUCAUUCUGCUAUACUUCUGCUGCUUGUUACCUAGUACCAGAUAGUUGUCCUAAAUUGUGUGGGAAAUGUGCAACAAAAACCGUCAACAAGAUAAAAGUGACAACAAAAUCAGGAAAAAGUUCAACAACAAGAAAUUCACAUUCAACAACAACUGGCUGGUUGGCAAUCAAAGGCAAAUACACAACAACUGGUUGGCUGGCAAUUAAAGGCAAAUAA